AUGAAAAAGAACCCGACGGUGCAGGGCACCUUCAGCAAACUCUUCGGGAAGAAGCACGCCAACCCUCCCGCCACCUCCCUCUACGCCACCAACCCCCCCUGGAUUUUCACCCAGGAGGCCCCGGAGGAGGGGACCCGGGACUUCGAUGGGAUCUAUUUUGGAGACAACCGAGUUGACACAGUGAGUGAGUCGGGAACCGCCACACUGAAAGCUCGGCCAAGAGUCCGGCCCCUGCUCACCUUUCUUCCACUGGAUGCCCGGGAGAACCAUGGACUGGCUGUGCCCACCCCCUCUGUCCCAUACAACUUUGCAGACAAACAAAUGACAGGCACCAGCAAGCUCAUCAAUGGCAACCUCCGAUUAUACAGCUCUGUGGGGGACCUAAGGCCUGGGCAUUAUGGCCAGGACUUGCUCAUCCCCCCGCCACCCCCGGGCCCAGCCCCGGCACCACCCCCAGACACUCUGCAGCCUCAAGAGGAGCCCUCACCACCACCUCCACCUUCCACGGCUCCCCCGCCUCCUCCGCUGCUGCUGGAACCCCCGUCCCCGCCCAACAUGGCUCCACCUCUGCCCCCAGUAAUGGGGGCCCUAUCCACCGCACCCCGCCUUCCCUCCCCAUCCACACCCCCCCCUCCGGACUUCAUUCCCCCUGCCCCCCCGCUACCCCUUUUGCCAGCCCCGGCUCCCCCAGCUCCAGUGUCUCCUCGUACACCGGGGACUCACCCCUUCCCCGCUGAGGGUGUCACCAAGUGGAAAUCAGAGGUAGCGCUGAGUGACAGGCAGCCAGAGGUCCCCAGAGGCAGCCCCCCCAGGAGCCCUGCUGAGCCCAAGGGGAGCCUCCUGGGACCGGAGACCCACCUCACCUUCCCCAGCUCGCUCAAGGUGCCUCCCCCAACCCCAGUCAGGACUUCAUCCAUCUCCUCUCAGGAAGCACAAGGGGCUCUUCCUGAGGAAGGAGAGGCCACCAAGAAGGCCCCCAGUAGACUCCCACUGCCUCCCAGCUUCCACAUCCGCCCCGCGUCCCAGGUCUACCCGGACAGGGCCACUGAGCCAGACCAUCCCGAGGAGCCCAGGGCUACGGCACCAGAACGAAAAAAACCCGAGCCCCCCCCCCCAGCCCCUCCCCUGCCCCCUCCUCCACUCCCACUCCCUCCCCCAGCACCCCCCCUGCCCCCAGCUGCCCCUCCUUUGCCAUCUGCUGAGAAGGCAGCCCCUCCCCCAGCUGGGGUUAUGAAAAGACCCAAGUCUAGCUCUCCUGCUCCCAAACUCAAACUUGACCCCCACAGCCCAGAGGACACAGCCUCUUCAGAGUCCGUGGACUGGUGGGAUCCCAGCCAGAUGGCAAAGCUGCGGAACGAGCUGUCAGCCUAUCUCUGUGGCUCCAGGAGAGAGGACCGGUUUGCCAGUCAUAGACCAGGCCCAACUGCAUCCUCUCAGGGAAAGGAGAGCCAGAAGGGCCCCAGCCUGCCAGAGAAGGAGGCGCCCCCAAGUGUUCCUGAGGAGAGUCCUUGCAGCCAGCCAGAGAGGAAGGCUGCCACCAGCCUGACCCUCCCUCCUUUGGACUACAUCCCCCAAGACUCGCCAACUCCUAGCAUCUGGCAGAUCCGGAAUAAGUUGGAGGCCCAGCUUUCCUCAUCCGCAGAGAAGGAAGCCAAGCCCAGCAGAGGGUCUCUGCCUCCCAAACCUCAGCUAGAAGGGGUAAGAAUCUUUGAAAACAGGCCUGAUAAUGGCAGAUUCUCCAAGCCCACGGCCAAGAAUCUGCCACCUCUAUCCACCACCCCUCUGCCAACCACACCACUCCAGUCCAGGGCCAUGCCUGGACCAGCCAUACCACCCAGGGCCACACCUGAGCCAGCCACACCUGGACCAGCCACACCACCCAAGGCCACACCUGAGCCAGCCACACCUGGACCAGCCACACCACUCAAGGCCACACCUCUGCCCACCACAUCAUCCCAACUGAUAGCAGAGAAGAACCUAGUCCUAGCUGGGCAGUGGGAGAAGCCAGAACAUCAAGAACUUGCAGUGCCCUCCAAGCCAGAGGCAGAAGGGUGCUCCUCAGAGACCAGUAAGCCUACACAGGGAGCCCUCUCAUCUCCAGCCCUCCCUGCAAAGAUAUCCCCUGGCCGAGAAGAGGUGCCAUUUCUCUAUAAGCCCCAUCGCAGCCAGAACAGCCCCAGCAGAGAUGUGGCCGUGGUGACGCCCACCCUGUCCAGAGGAGAGGCUGCAGGGUCAUGGGAACCUGUGGAGGUGAAGGAGCCCCACAGGCUGCCAGCCAAACCCCCUGCCUCAGCCCAGCCUGCUGAGGAACUCCUCAGGCAUCCAGUGACAGGGGAGGUGGUGGAGCAGGGCUCCCCGAUGGCUCUGCUCCUUGCAGCCAGGCAGAGGGCGCAGAAGGGGAGGUCCAGAGGAGCUUCCCUGGGCCAGUCCUCCCUGCCAGGGUGUCUCCGUGGCCACAGCCAGCCCGGGGCAGGCUCUGACAGCAUUUUCUACAACGACGGCCAGCCCAACUCCUUCACAGUGGUCCCCAAGGUACCCGAGGAGACUGCGAAGGACCCCCAGCUAACCUCGCCAGGACAGCCCAAGGUACCCAGUCAGUGGAAGCCCCAGCCCCGCAGAGACCCAGAGGGCACGGAGCGCAGCCGCGUGUACAGCUGGACAAAGACGGAGCCGCAGGCCCCCGUGGCCUGGGAAAGACCAGCGCCCUCCAGCCUCCCCCAGGGCCGCCUGCUGCCCAAGUCCUCCUCUUCCCCUCCUUCUCCUUCCCGCGAGAGUGGGGAGGAGUUCAACUUUGAGGUCAUCCCACCGCCGCCAGAAUUCAGCAAUUACCCCGAGCCCCCGCCCCGCGGCCUGCAGUAUCUGGGGCGCCGGGGCUCCCCUCCCCGGAACAACUCAGGCUUGGGGCAGCUCGCGGACGCGGGCCCCGCUCGCGGCUCCUCGCGCUUUUCCGCGAGUGCGGGCCCCGCCGGGGCCGCCAGGGGCCUGGGCCAUUUCUCGGGCGGGGGCCGUUCGCUUAUCAAGAAGCGCCUGUACGUCGUCGGGGAGGCCCACCGCAGCCCCAGGAUGCCCCGAGGCAGCACUGGCCGCAGCCCGACCUCCCCUAGCUGCUUCGGGCCGCCGCCUAGAGGGCCCUUCGCAGCGCCCGGAGGCCCGGAGAUGCGGCGCGUCAACUCGACGGACCGCGCGCCCCCCGCCGGCCUGCACGCGCGGAAUAUGCCCCUGGAGGGCGCCCCCCGCGGAGAGGCCAAGUACAAAGCGACCGGCGGCGGCGGCGGCGGCGGCAUCAACUGCGGCAACUGCGGCGACUGCGGCUGCGCCCCGGCUACCCGCAGGUCUCCCCACAGCAACCCCCACUAUGGAAGCUCCAUCAACACAUUCACCGUGAGGCCCGGGACUCACCAUCCCAUCUCCUAUGCCUACUCGGGGGCCCAUCGGAAGUCCCCUUCCUGA
This is a messenger RNA of Lipotes vexillifer (Yangtze River dolphin), 3450 nucleotides long. It is a transcript of the gene CUNH6orf132, whose product is annotated as chromosome unknown C6orf132 homolog. The record is from RefSeq and is a predicted model, not a curated record. Lineage: Eukaryota; Metazoa; Chordata; Mammalia; Artiodactyla; Lipotidae.